UACUGAAACUAUAAAAAUAAAAGUUAUGUCAGAUCCUAUUGAAACAACUGCUAAUCAAAGUUACGUUGAGCCUGAUGAACCCCUUCAACCUGUCACCAAUCCUGACUUGAAGAACAAGCUUGAUUGGUUUAAUUUUGAAACUAGGAUGAGGACCAUGAUUAAGGAAAUGGUCGAUCCUUCUCUAAAUAGCCAAUACCAGAUCGAAGCUAGAAUAGAAGUUGCUGAUGGUAGAUUGGAGAAAUUACAAGAACAAACACAUGAAAUAGAGUACCAACUUAAUAAUUUUGAUAUGAUCAACAAGAAAUUAAACGAGUUAGACAUGAGAUUUAUCACAGAGCGGGAGUCAAGGGACCAAGAUAUUGAAAACCUUCAUUCAAAGAUAAUUAGCUUCGAUUCAAAACUAGCUUCAACUUAUCAGCUUAUAGAAACCCAUGCAGAUCUUAUUAAAAAGCAAGAAAAGGAUUAUGAAACACUUAGAAAGGAGCAAAACAUCAUAGCAAAUAGACAGUUAGCAGAUAAAGAAGAUUUAUUAGAAAAAUCUCGAGAAAACAACAUGCAACUUCUGGAGGAUAUGAACACAACGCGUAACAGCCUGAUAGACGAGACUCAGAAAAGAGUCGAAUUUGAGAAGUCUAUUGAACGCUCUCAACAAGCGCUUGAAAAGUUCAACACUACUCUCUCCAAUCUCGAAGUAGAUCACAAAGAAAUUAAGAAGAGUAUUCAGAAGCUGCAAGAAGAGAAAACGGGCAUUGAUAAUUUUAACUUCCUCAGCAACAGGAUCCAUAGGAAGGUUGAUGAGUUAGAGAUCAGCAAUACCCGGUGUGCCAAAGAUGUAGACCAUAUGGAGAGGUACAUCAAAAGUCUGGCCCAUUCAGUCGCUGGUUACGAAAGCCUGGAUAUUAACCCAUACUCAUUAUGCAAAUAUACAUAUGCUGUUGAAGAAAUACAACCGAAUACAGGGACAGUACGGAAUUGGCCAAGGAUUAGAGAUAGCCUGUUCCAACUUGUUGAAGAUGACCUUGAGCAGUUUGACAAAGAAGUUACUGGUAACAAACAGAUUAGGAAAAGAAAAAGAUCUCUCAUCUUAACAGAAAGACAGUUAAAAACUGAGUUUUGUGAUGAUAUUACAAAGUUUCAAGUUACUAAGAAGAAAUUCAGAUCAAAGUCGAUUAACGACUUUACUGAGGAAUUAUUCAAGCAACAAUAUUAUCAAAAGUUAAAAAAUGAAGAAGACCAGAAAAAGAAGGAAGAACUUGAGAAAUCAAAAGGUCAAGUUAAAGAAGAGGAAACAAAGCCUGCUCCAAAACCUGAAAAAGCUAAAAUGCAAAAUACAUUUUUAGGCUCUUUCCUGGAAGCCUCCAGUAUAAGUCAUUCUGAGCUUGAAAAUGAUUUAUUUUCUCACAACAAAGCUGCAGAUUCUUCUUCAAACUUAGACUCCAAUCACCUUAACAUCACCAAAAUAUCAUUCAACAAUCCAAUGGACGGUCGAAAGAACUCAUUCACAAGCCAAUUCUCUCGCCGCUCCUCCAGACUUCACAUCCCCCCUCCAAAAAUGACUCAAAAUUCUCCAAAAUCCCCCAAAUCCCCCACCUCCAACCCUAGCUCCCACCACACCCCAGACGAACAGACCAGCAACCCCAAAACCCCUGAAAAAUCAAUCACCGACCCUAUAACCUUCCCUACCCCAAAACCUCCCGUCCAAACCACCCAUCCACUCCACCAGCAGCCCACGCCUGUUCACGCGAAAAAGAACGAAGAACAGUUACAGAUUAAGGUUGAAGAAAUGGACCAGGAAAAACAGCUGAAGGAGAAGAAGGUGACUGAGGAAGUGGAGAAGGAAAGUGAAACAAGUGAGAAUGAGGAAGAAGAGAAGGAAGAGAGGAAGGAAGUGGAAGAGACUGAAGAGAGGGAAAGAAAGGAGAUUGAGGAUGAUGAAAAGCAAGGAAAGGAAGAGAUUAGUGUAGAGAAACCUGUGAAGUUAAUAGCUAAAGCGAAGAAGCAGAAAAUUAAGAAGUUCACUGUAAAAACGCAAAAGGAGACUCCUAUGAAAUUGGUAAAGGGGCAUAAGAGUGUGUCAGAUAACCUAGAGCCCACUUAUCCAUCACUUCCUCGUAAAUCAACCUUUAACCUAGCUCCCAAUGCACAAGCUCCUCCUAAAGAUCCCCCAAAAACACCAAAGUCUCCUCGUUCUUCUCUUACUAUUAAAAAAGUAAAACAGUUAAUUUCUUCUCAUUUGAAUAAACAAGAAUUGCUUUCAGAAGUAGAGUCAAUGAUAGAGAAGGGAUUAUCCGAGACAGAAGAGACUCUAUAUUCCGCCAUAGAUUCGACUUAUAAUACUCUGAACCAAUCCUUCUCAGAGACUCUAAACAGAUCUCUUGAAAAAGUUGUUGAGUCCUUUACUGCUAACCUUGGUGGAUUAAAAGCUAAUCUCAAAGAGACUAAUGAACAGCUAGAAUCUCUCAGUGCUAGCUUCAAGAAAACUAAAUCUCAAAAUUCCCAAAAAUUAGUUGAAACGAAGAAGAACUUACAGAAAGAAAUGACUAAGAACCAUGAAAAAGCUCAAGCUGCUAUUAAUUCUAUCAACGAAUCCAUGCAGAAGACCAAAGCUGGGCUUAAAUCUGAAAUAAAAUAAAAUGAAUGAGAAAAUAGAAUCCAUUCAUGAACUUGGAGAAGGACUUGAGAAACGAGCCAAGAGACAGAGAAGUGAUGUUGACCUCUUAAUGAAAAGCAUGAAUGAACAAGUCCAAGAGGUUAAUAAAACAAUCAAGAAAAUUCAAGAGUUUGAAAAUCGCCAAGCUGCUGUGGUCAUGAGACUUCUAGAAGUGACUAAACUUGGGAAUAAAUGGACUGUUCAUGAAGAAAAUACUAAAAGGAGGAUUGAUAGAGAAUUUCCUAGCAUCAAUAGAAGUCCGGAUGGAAAUUUCUCUGGAAUAGAACCUUCUCUAGAAGAGGACUUACCUCCUAUUGAAUACAACAACAUCACACUUACCAAAAACCAAGUAUUCAAAAUCUGCGAAAACCUCGUCUCAGAUUGCUCCAAAUACCUCUCAAAAGACGCUAACUCUAGCUCUCUCCUAUUCCUCGAAGACCCCGAUCAACCCAUCAACCUCCAAUCCGACCUCUCCACUCUCCUCACUUCCCAAACCCAACAAGAAGCUUUCACCGCUGCUAUGACCAAAAUCCCCCUCUGCUCCACUCCAAACCAUCUCUCCUUCAGACUGCGAAAAUCCUCCCUCAAAAGACCUACCCUCGACUCCUUCCGUUACGACAAGAACAAAAGUGUCGAUCUCCAGUACUCCGACCCAGUCGGAGCCUCCAAUAUAAAAACCGUACCGUACGAAAACCUUAAGCUGGAGACAUCCCCCUCAAUUCCACACUUAAGGCAGAAGAACAAGAGGGAUAUUUAUAAGACCAGGAAGAGCGGUAGUAAGAGCGUGCUUAAGGGCAGCAAGAAGAAUGGAGACCUUAUGCUUGGAGGAAGAUUACCUAAGGUUUAGUAAUG
This is a messenger RNA of Moneuplotes crassus, 3502 nucleotides long. The record is from the annotation of a GenBank genome assembly. NCBI's taxonomy places the organism in Eukaryota, Ciliophora, Spirotrichea, Euplotida, Euplotidae.